Scatophagus argus is the source of this 1672-nucleotide messenger RNA. It is a transcript of the gene agxta, whose product is annotated as alanine--glyoxylate and serine--pyruvate aminotransferase a. NCBI's taxonomy places the organism in Eukaryota, Metazoa, Chordata, Actinopteri, Scatophagidae. Gene Ontology annotation, cellular component: peroxisome. The record is from RefSeq and is a predicted model, not a curated record. The transcript has 11 exons. Gene Ontology annotation, molecular function: L-alanine:glyoxylate transaminase activity; L-serine:pyruvate transaminase activity. Bases 398 to 1573 code for a protein of 391 amino acids.
UAACUUUUCAAUAUGUAGGCUAACAAAAUAAAUUACACUUGUAAGUUGUGGAAAAUAGGUUUGACUGUUUAUGUCUCCUGUUUAUUAAGGCGAAUGUGUAGCAGAGUAAGAGUUAAAACUGGUGCUCUGGAGAGUCUGCAGUCAAUGAUUAACAUUGUUCGGGUGACUUGUUUAUCUUUGAAAAUGGGAAAGUAUCAAGAUACCUGAGCUCACUGCGCACAGGAAGCAACAAGUGUUGACAUAAAAAGACAGAGAUAAAAGCAGAAAAUGUUGUGACAGAUUCCUGACCUGAGGACCUCACUGGUCAGACUGAGGGGUGUGCUCAUUUGAGGUUUUGCUUUACCUGCUUCCACAUUUUUUUUUGUGGUUUUACUGCGUUGAUCACACUGCUGGGAACAUGUCAUCUGUCUCCGUACCCCCACCUAAAUGCCUGCAGAAACCGAUGGUGGUUCCACAUCGUCACAUGUUUGGACCAGGCCCUUCUAAUGUUCCUCCACGAAUCUUAGAGGCUGGGGCCAAUCCCGUCAUUGGACAUAUGCAUCCUGAGAUAUUUGAGAUAAUGAAUGACAUCAAAAGUGGAAUUCAGUACGCGUUCCAGACUCAGAACCAGAUGACUUUAGCUGUGAGUGGUACUGGCCACACUGCUAUGGAGUGCGCCAUCUUCAACACAGUGGAGCCCGGGGAGAGCGUGCUGACUGCCGUCAACGGCAUAUGGGGAGAGCGGGCAGCAGAAAUGGCUGAGAGGAUAGGUGCCAGAGUAAAUACCAUUGUAGCGCCCCCCGGUGGUUUCUUCACAAACACAGAAAUUGAGCAGGCCUUAUCAAAAUACAGGCCUGUGGUGUUCUUCCUGGCACACGGAGAAUCUUCUACAGGAGUCUUGCAUCCUUUAGAUGGGAUCGGACAGCUAUGCCAUAAGUAUAACUGUUUAUUUCUGGUCGACUCUGUGGCGUCAAUGGGAGGGGCCCCUCUAUACAUGGACCAGCAAGGGAUAGACAUCCUAUACACUGGUUCCCAAAAGGUUUUGAAUGCUCCUCCUGGUACAGCACCCAUUUCCUUCAGUGAAAGAGCAUGCCAGAAAAUAUUCAACCGGAAGACAAAGCCUGUGUCAUUCUUCUUGGAUUUGAGUUGGCUUGCAAACUAUUGGGGAUGUGAUGACAGGCCAUCGAGAGUAUAUCACCACACAGGUCCAAUCACUGCUUUUUACUCUCUGAGGGAAAGUCUGGCUGUCCUUGCUGAAGAGGGUCUGGAGAGUUCAUGGGAAAGACAUGAAAAAGUGGCAGAGUAUUUUCACGCUGGCCUAGAGAACAUGGGUCUUAAGCUUUUUGUCAAAGAAAAAAAAGCAAGACUGCCUACGGUUACCACUAUUGUUGCUCCUCAUGGAUAUGACUGGAAAGAGAUCACAUCCUACAUCAUGAAAACACAUAAUCUGGAGAUUUCUGGGGGCCUUGGACCAUCUGUUGGUUUGGUCCUGCGUGUGGGACUUAUGGGAUGUAACAGCAACAAGGCCAAUGUUGACAUGGUGCUGGCAGCACUGAAAGAUGCUCUGAAACACUGUCAUAAAAGCAAAGUUUAACAUAUUGCUGUUGGAUGCUGUAAAGAUAAUCCUAAAUAAGUGCUACUAUAAUAAGGAAAAGACUGUGUGUGUAACAAAAUAAAUCACUAUUCUCAGCAA